AUGACAGUGUUUAUAUCAAAGCUUUCCUUCGAACAUUAUCGAGUCCCACUGGGCAUCGGGGAAGCACGACCUCGAAUCUCAUGGAGAUUCGGAGGGAAUCCCGUCAACUGGGUUCAGAGUGCUUAUGACAUCGAGAUCAGCCAUGAGGGUGGCGAGCCAUCCAUCUAUCACGUCAACUCACCCGACUCGCUUUAUGUGGCCUGGCCUACUGACCCAUUGCAAUCUGGUGCAUCAGCAACAGUCAGAGUGAGAGCAUACGGGCAAGCCGGCCAGCCCACCACACCAUGGUCGGACAGAGUGACGGUUGAGGCAGGACUGCUGGACAAGAAAUCCUGGUCCGGCGCGGUGGCCAUCGCUGCCGACCGGGACACCGAAGGAGAUGGUCCUCACCGCCCGAUUCUAUUCCGCAAGAAAUUCUCCGUUGACAGACCUCCCUCUUCUGCCCGACUGUACAUCACGGCGUUUGGUCUGUACGAGGCCGAGAUCAACGGGACACGCGUUGGUGACCUAGUCCUGGCUCCGGGGUGGCCAUCGUACAAGCACCGCCAGGUCUAUGAUACUUACGACGUCACCGAACUCAUCCAGAUGGGUGAGAACGUUAUUGGCGCCACUGUCGGGGAAGGGUGGUACGCCGGGAGACUGGGGUGGAAUGGAGGAGUGCGGAACAUCUAUGGAGACACUCUUGGCCUACUUGGUCUCCUUGUGAUUGCUCGUCCCAAUGGAACCAAGCAGUUCGUCCCCAGUGACGCUACCUGGGAGGCCAACAUCGGACCCAUCGUCAAGUCUGAAAUAUACGACGGCGAAAUUUACGAUUCGCGAAUCGAAUAUGAAGGUUGGUCGACAGCUGCCUUUAACAACCGUGAUUGGCUGGCGGUGAAGGAAUUGCCCCUGUUGGAGGGAAGCUUGGUGCCAGCAGAUGGGCCUCCGGUGAGACGACGGGAAGAGAGAAAGCCCGAGAAAUUCCUGAUGUCGCCUUCUGGGAAGACGAUUGUGGACUUUGGACAGAAUGUGGUGGGAUGGCUUCGGCUCAAAAUCGAGGGAUUGAGUGGACAAAAAGUUCGAAUGAUACAUACCGAAGCUCUCGAAGGGGGAGAGGUCGCUACGCGACCGUUGCGCAUUUCCACCGCUACAGAUGAAUUGAUUCUUUCUGGCAAGGGCAUUCAGAUCUGGGAGCCCAAAUUCACGUUCCAUGGAUUCCGUUAUGUCCAGAUCGAUGGUUGGCCGACAAACAGUACCCCGUUGGACGAGAACUCACUGACGGCAGUGGUCAUCCAUACGGACAUGGAACGGACCGGCUGGUUUGAAUGCUCCCAUCCUCUUUUGAACAAAUUUCAUCAGAAUGUUCAAUGGAGUAUGAAAGGCAACUUUGUCAGCAUCCCAACCGACUGUCCUCAGAGAGAUGAAAGAUUGGGAUGGACGGGAGACGCGUGUGCCUUCGCUCCGACCGCCAACUUCCUCUAUGACACUUCGGGGUUUUGGCGGGGCUGGCUUAAGGAUAUGCAAUCUGAGCAGUUUGCAGACAACGCUUGUUGGACGCCAAUGACCGUGCCACUGGGUCCGGUGGACCAAAUUUUCGGCCACAAGCCUCUCGCUUAUUGGGGAGAUGCCGUAAUUGAAAUACCACACGAAGUCUAUCUUUCGUACGGCGACUUAGUCAUGUUGCAAGAGCAGUAUCGAGGCUCCAAAGCGUGGAUCGACCAGGGCAUACCGCGAAAUGAAUCGGGUCUAUGGGAUCGGUCUUUCUUUCAAUUUGGGGACUGGCUUGAUCCCCGGGCACCACCCGAGCAUCCCGAAGAGGCAACCACUGAUCCGGCUCUCGUCUCAGAUGCCUGCCUCGUCCAUGCCACGGGUCUGAUAUCGAAAUUGAGCUCCUGGCUUGGGCGCCAGGACGAAUGUUCAUCCUAUCAGAGCCAGCAUGGGACUCUGAAGAAAGAGUUCCAAAAAGCAUGGAUCUCCGCCGACGGGGUCGUCAAAAUCCAGACGCAGACCGCACUGGCAAUGUCACUAUAUUACUCCCUUUUUGCGACACCUGAGCAUGCUGACGCCGCCGUCUCCCUCUUACGCGAUACCGUUGAGAAGAACGAUUUCAAAGUGGGGACGGGGAUUGUUGGAACUCCGAUCCUAGGCCAUGCGUUGACCAAGUACAGUGCUUCAGACUUCUUCUAUCGAAUGCUUCUGCAAACAAGGGUACCCAGCUGGCUCUACCAGGUGGUGAUGGGUGGUACCACGACAUGGGAGCGUUGGGAUAGCAUGCUUCCGGACCGCAAACUCAACCCUGGGUCAAUGACAUCCUUCAAUCAUUACGCUUUGGGAUCUGUGGCAAGCUGGAUUCACCGAGUCAUUGGAGGACUGAGUCCGGCUGAACCAGGUUGGAAAAGGAUCGCCGUGGAGCCCAUUCCCGGAGGCCAGCUCACCAGUGCAAAGACGCGCUUUCUAAGUCCCUACGGGCUAGUCUCGACGAAUUGGUGGUUUGAGUGUUAUGAGGAUGAUUUCAUUAAGCAUAGGAACGGCUUUCAUCUGAUUGUGGAAGUGCCACCCAAUACGAAAGCCGAUGUGACGUUGCCGGCUGGUCCAGACGGACAGGUGCAGCGGUUUGAAGUUGGAUCAGGAUGUCACGAGUAUUUUGUCCCAGGACUUUACGCGGAGCAUUAG
Rhinocladiella mackenziei CBS 650.93 is the source of this 2652-nucleotide messenger RNA. RefSeq lists its product as uncharacterized. The transcript has 3 exons. Bases 1 to 2652 code for a protein of 883 amino acids. Gene Ontology annotation, biological process: carbohydrate metabolic process. Lineage: Eukaryota; Fungi; Ascomycota; Eurotiomycetes; Chaetothyriales; Herpotrichiellaceae. The record is from RefSeq and is a predicted model, not a curated record.